Lingula anatina is the source of this 535-nucleotide messenger RNA. RefSeq lists its product as uncharacterized. The record is from RefSeq and is a predicted model, not a curated record. Lineage: Eukaryota; Metazoa; Brachiopoda; Lingulata; Lingulida; Lingulidae.
UAUAAAAGCGCAAAAUUUUAAAAGUGCGUUCACUCAACAGCGGACAGAUCUAGAGCAACAGGAAGGAUGCCAUGUGCUGCGCCCUGUAUCAAGCACAAAGGACACGGGAGUCGACUCCCAUUUCUCCGAAUCUUCUCCUCAUCCUACGCCAACGCAUCGCUCUUCGACAUAUUGUUCCUUGCACACGCAGACGUCUAGACGGUGGAUUCGGCGUUUCUCUUAGCUGGCCAGCUAAAAUCUUCGCUUCUCCCCACGAGGAAUCGUCGCUCGGCCAUCUUCGCAGGAUACUUCACCUUUUUGCUGUCGUGGGCUGGAGUCGUAGUGUCAUUGCAUAUUCCCAUGCUUUCCAGGUUUCUUUUUUAUUACAGGUCCAGGAAGCAGACUGCAAACUGAUGGGCGCCACCUGUGGGACUUCGACUUCACUCCUUAAGGACAUAGAAGAUGAUGGGCGCCACCUGUGGGACUUCGACUACACUCCUUAAGGUAUGUAAUCUUUUUUUCUUUUUUGAAGGGGAGUUUGAGAAAUGAAAGAAAU